AUGAACCGCAUACGCCAGCAAACAUCUGUCCAGGAUUAUAUUGAUCGCUUCGCUGAGCUUGUUGACCAGCUCAAAGCCUAUGAGUCUCCACCCAGAGCCUUACCCUAUGUCACAAGAUUUAUUGAUGGCCUAAAACCUGAAAUCCGUGUUGUACUUCUUGUUCACCGUCCUGCUGCAUUGGAUACUGCGUAUACUUUGGCAUUCUUGCAGGAAGAAGCUGGGGACUCCGCACACCGACAUGAUUCCAGGACUUGGAAUCCGAAGGGCGGUUAUCAGCGUGGCGACCGCCACAAUGCGGCUGACGCUGAAAAGCCGACGAACCCUUCGAAGCCCCUUGACAAGCGAUUGGCUGAUCUUAAGGCAUAUCGUCGCGCCCAAGGACUCUGCGAUCAUUGUGGUGACAAGUGGAGCAGAGAUCAUAAGUGCGCUGCCAAGGUUGGUCUUCAUGUAUUGGAUGAGCUUUAUGCCUUGUUCUCUACUGAUUGUACUGUCGAAGAUCCAGCUACUGACGAUGGGGAGAACUGCAGUUCAUCUUCUUUCAUCAGCACGCAGUUGGUGUCUCAGCUAUCCUUGUCCACAAUUCAGAGUACUGAAGUUUCUGUCAGAAUUGCGGAUGGACAUGUCAUGCGUUGUUCUACUGUUGUACCAGGGGCCAUAUGGACCAUUCACCAGUUUCAGUUUCAGCAUGAUUUGAAGGUCCUGCCCAUUCCUCAGUAUGACAUUAUUUUGGGUAUGGACUGGUUGCAGUUGUUCAGUCCCAUGAAGGUUUUCAGUCUGGAUUCUACAGUUCCAGCACAGUCUCCUGACAUUCAUCCAGCUAUCAGUGCACUUCUUGCUGAAUUUCCCACUAUCACUACUCCACCUGAGACAUUGCCGCCCAAGCGCGCUUGUGACCAUGAGAUUCCUUUGGUGGAAGGAGCUCGUCCUGUCAAUAUUAGGCCAUACCGUUACCCCCCUGCACUUAAGGAUGAGAUUGAAGCCCAGGUUGAGACCAUGCUCAAACAGGGCCUUAUUCAGCACAGUACAUCACCUUUCAACUCGCCAGUGCUGCUGGUGCGCAAGAAGGACGGUUCCUGGCGUUUCUGUGUGGACUACACAUACUUGAACAACCUAACGGUCAAGACUGCUUUUCCCAUUCCUGUGUUUGAGCAGCUGAUGGACGAGUUGGCGGAUGCUCGUUAUUUCUCCACAUUGGAUCUGUUAUCAGGAUACCAUCAGAUUCGUUUACGGGAAGGUGAAGAGUUCAAAACCGCCUUCUCCACUCAUGUUGGUCACUAUGAGUUUCGGGUGGUUGCUUUUGGCCUUACUGGCGCGCCAGGUACCUUCCAGGGAGCUAUGAACACCACGUUGCAUCCCCUCCUACGCCGCUGUGUCAUUGUAUUUUUUGAUGAUAUCCUGGUGUACAGUAGAACAAUGGAGGAACACAUGGAUCAUCUUCGUCAGGUUUUCCAGUUGCUGGCCCGCGAUCACUGGCACAUCAAGUUGUCUAAGUGCAAGUUUGGUCAAACUACCAUCUCCUAUUUGGGUCAUGUGCUGUCCCAUGUGGGUGCCGUGGCCUACAAACUGUUGCUUCCUCAGUCGACGUCCAUCCACCCCAUUUUUCAUGUAUCACAGCUCAAGGCAACGCUCCCAUCUGAUCAAGUGGCAUCUUCCCUUCCUCAGUCCCUGGACGGCCUGCAGAUUCCAAUGAAGGUGUUGCAGCGUCGUGUGCGUACUUCUAACAAUGCUGUCAUCCUCCAGGUACUCAUUCAGUGGUCCAAUAUGCCUCGUUCCUUGGCGUCGUGGGAGGAUUUGGAGGCUCUCCAGCAGCGUUUUCCACGAGCUCCUGCUUGGGGACAAGCAGCUCCUCUUCGGGGGGAGAAUGUCAGCACCGUACCACAAGCUGAGUACAACAAUGCGACACCAGACACGUCGAAACCCAGGAAAGGGGACCGAGCCAGGCGCCCGAACGUCCUCAUCAGCGGACCCGAGUGGGCUUGA
Molecule: messenger RNA, 1980 nt
Organism: Sorghum bicolor (sorghum)
Lineage: Eukaryota; Viridiplantae; Streptophyta; Magnoliopsida; Poales; Poaceae
Exons: 4
Coding region: 1-1980 (659 amino acids)
Source: RefSeq, a predicted model, not a curated record